Physcomitrium patens is the source of this 1860-nucleotide messenger RNA. RefSeq lists its product as uncharacterized. The record is from RefSeq and is a predicted model, not a curated record. NCBI's taxonomy places the organism in Eukaryota, Viridiplantae, Streptophyta, Bryopsida, Funariales, Funariaceae. Gene Ontology annotation, molecular function: RNA binding.
AUCCCCUUCUCUCCCUUCCCUUCCUUUCCCGUUUCCUGUCCCUUUCCCUUGUGUGUGAUUUACAGUCAGUCAGUCCCCUCUCUCCUCCCUACCUCUCCCCUGUGUGUGUGUGUUUCAUCGCACAUUAGCCGCUUUCCUUCUUUGACUCUCUCUCUCUACAUUUCAGCGCUGUGUUGGACCUUCCCUGUAGUUGGGCUUGUAGAUCGCCUUUUCUAUCUGUUUGUUUAUUUACUUACUUUCAAGGAUUUUGGGUUUUGGGUUUUGGACCUUAGCGGAUGCAUUGGAGGUGUAGGAGUUUCCAUUCCGUAGUGUGAUGGUUAGUGACGAGAGGAAUGACGGGGGAGGGGAUGUGAAGGAAGAGCCGGGGAAUGGCGUGGUCUCGGAUAGAAAGAGACGAUCGAGGGAUUCUAAUGAGGAGCGUCCUCGCGGGGAGGACUGGCGGAAGAAGGAAAGAGACGAGGGGCAUGGAGAGUGGAGACGGAAAUCCGACAGGAGGGACUAUCGUCGGGGGCACCACCGUGGCGGGAGCAGGAAUGGUGACUCUAAGGAGCGCGGAAACCGUGAACCCAUUUCCAGUUAUGAUAGCCUGGUCAGCACUGAUAGGAAGAAAAAGCGGAUUGAUGAGAAGGAAAAGCAGGCAUGUACAAUUUUCGUGGGCGACUUGGAUUCCUACACUUGGCUGAGCAGCUGACGGGGUUGUUUAUGAAGUUCGGAGGUGUCCACAGCGCGAAAAUCAAAGAAAACAAUUGCUACGGUUUCGUGACAUUUGAAAAGCGCGAGUGUGCCGAAGCUGCUCUCUCUGCUGGCAAACAACCGGACGGCAUUGAGUUGCUGAACGGCAAGCAGGUAUAUAUAUCAUGGGCACUUGGAUCCCUCCCUGAGUGGAAAAAGGGUAUCGGUGGAAGAAGGCAUGCUUGUACAGAAAAGCCGGUUGGUGGGAUUGCCAAUGUUACACCUUUUUUCCACCAAGUAUCGCAUGAAACUGCUUAUUACAAUUUAUUUGAACGUUUUUUCAAAUCAGUAAGAAGAAAUGAUCAAUGGCCGUGCACAGUUGUUACAAAUGGAAAUAAUGUGCAGAAUGUGAACAAUCUCUUCAUGUUGUACAGCAGCAUUUCUCAAUCAAACUAUCAAACAAAUCUUGUUUCGCACAAAGCAAAAGUGCAGCUGGUGGUUGAAUUGAAUUGUAUUCAAUGAACAUACAGAAACAAACAUAGUUAUUUUCUUCCGAAUUGAAGCAUAUCAGUUAGCAAUGUGAUGCAUACAUCUUUUCGUGCCGUCCCAAAUGAUAGGUACCGUCCCAAAUGGUUACGCAGUUAUCAGAAAGUGCUCAUUGAAAUCGUUGUACGUAAUAUGACACGAUUCCUGGUCCACAAACUCACACCUGAGACAUGUUCCAGAACCGACGCUGGUUCCCAGCCCCUCAUAGACAAAGAUGGAAUAGCCUUAAGAACAAAGUAAAAGGAGGGACCUACUGUGUGGUGGAAUCAGGAGCAUCGCCCCCGAAGCUACCGCCCCCACGACCGAAACCGCCACCUCGUCCACCACGGAAUUCAGGACGGUACUCUCCGGGGGCACCACCCUUCUCUCCACCAAAGCCGCCUCCACGGCCGCCACUUCUUUGGUAGCCUUCCCUGUCGCCACCAAAUCGAGGCCUCUCGCCUUCCCUAGGAGGGCAGCCGGGGGGUCUGUCCCCUCCAGCACCUCCCAUGGGCCUGCUGGGGGGGCGUGCAGACUUCUUCAAAGUAGCAGGGACAAUUUCGGAUGGGAGGUUGAGGUAGGCCCUCAAGUGCUCGAUACCGUCAUUGGUCAAAUACCUGCAGUAAGCCGUAUCAGAAAACUGGCGAAUCUAAAAAUUGAUCU